AUAAAGUACUAUCGGAGCAGGAUGGAAACUCCAAAUGUCGCCAGCUGCCGGAGCCCUUCCGCUGAUGUAAUAUGACAUGGAGAGGUUAUCUCGACACGAUGUGCGGAAUUCCAACUACUUCUGAUAGCUCCCAAACAUGUGAUAUUGCGAGAUCUUACGAGAGCCCUCCGUUUAGCUUGGCAGCUGGCUAUCCGUGCUCGCACAACUUGCACCACUCGGAUUCAAUCCGCAAAGGACCCGUGAGAGGGAGAAAGAGAGGGAGGGAGAAAGAGAGGGAUGGGAGAGGUGGUGGGAUGCAGCGGCGGCCCUAAACCCGGUCGAUGGUCUCUCCAGGGCAUGACGGCUCUCGUUACCGGCGGCACCAGAGGAAUCGGGCACGCGGUGGUGGAGGAACUGGCCGGGUUGGGGGCGACGGUGCACACGUGCUCCCGGAAAGAAGGGGAGCUGAGCGAGUGCUUGAACAAAUGGGAGGCUCAGGGGCUCCGCGUCACCGGCUCCGUCUGUGACCUCUCCGUCCCCGACCAGCGCGACGACCUCAUGCGCAAAGUCUCCUCUCUUUUCGAUGGCAAGCUCAACAUCCUGAUAAAUAAUGUUGGAACAAAUAUAAGGAAAAAGACAAUUGAAUAUACUGCAGAGGAAUACUCAUUCGUUAUGGCUACCAACCUUGAGUCUGCUUUCCAUUUGUGCCAACUUGCACAUCCCCUUCUAAAAGCAUCAGGGAGGGGAAGUAUUGUCUUCAUCUCUUCUGUUGCUGGUGUGGUUGCUGUACCUAGUGGAACCAUAUAUGCAGCGACUAAAGGGGCAAUUAAUCAAUUGACAAAGAAUUUUGCAUGUGAGUGGGCAAAAGACAAUAUUCGAACCAACUCUGUUGCACCGUGGUACAUCAGGACUUCACUCGUGGAAAAUGUGAUCAAAGAUGAGGAAUUUAUGGAAAGGUUUGUGCAUCGAACCCCUCUUGGGCGAGUGGGAGAGCCAGAGGAAGUAUCAUCUUUGGUAGCAUUUCUUUGCCUACCCGCUGCUUCUUACAUAAACGGGCAGGUCAUCAUCGCUGAUGGAGGAAUGUCUGUAAAUGGUUUUUUUUUCUAGGGACUAUCAGAUAACACCAAGUCUCCUCCGUGGAUGCUCUGGCCGUCUUCUUUAUUAUGUUUCCUUUCUCGAUAAGGUUACAACUGUGUGUGACGGACGUGCAGCAAAUUUUAACAGUAUUAAAUAGCUCCCAGCAGGUUCUUAGGCUGGUUUAAUAUGAGCCUUUCGUGUUUUCCUGUG
This is a messenger RNA of Phoenix dactylifera (date palm), 1266 nucleotides long. RefSeq names its product tropinone reductase homolog At5g06060-like. The record is from RefSeq and is a predicted model, not a curated record. Gene Ontology annotation, molecular function: oxidoreductase activity. Lineage: Eukaryota; Viridiplantae; Streptophyta; Magnoliopsida; Arecales; Arecaceae.